CAGAUUUGAUACAUUUUAUAUCGAUAGCAAUUGCCACCCAGGGUGAAUGGCAAAAAGUGGUCAAGGAAAUUUCCUUUAUUAGUAAAUUAGUUUCAGCAAUUAACAGAUACAACAAGAUCAACAUGAAUCGAGCAAGAUUGGCCUUAGGGCAGCGCCUGAUCCGGUGCUAUUCCUUGACGCCCAAGUCGAAUGAACCCUUGAAGAUUUCCAAAGUCGCUGCAUCCGCUGUGAAUGUCAAUUCACCGGCAGCCAUUAAAUUCUUCAGUUCAUCGCUAUCGUUGGGUAAAAAUUGUUCAAUUGGCAAGUUGCAGGAAUUCAUUAUUCGUAGACAUUCAUCAUCUUCGGUUGCCAAGAAUAUGGAAGAACAUUGUGUAGUGCCUGAUGUCAUUGCCAAAGCUCCAAACGCUACGGCUUGUGUGGAAUAUGAUGGCGGCAUAAGCGUUCAACCCGGCGUGGUGCUAACACCAACACAAGUUAAAAACCAGCCUUCAGUUAAGUGGGAGGCUGAUGAUUCGAAAUUUUAUACUCUGUGCAUGACCGAUCCUGAUGCACCAAGCCGCAAGGAUCCAAAAUUCCGUGAAUGGCAUCAUUGGCUGGUGGGCAACAUUCCUGGAAAUAAGAUCGACAAGGGAGAGGUACUGUCUGCCUACAUUGGUUCAGGUCCUCCAGAGGGAACCGGCUUGCAUCGUUACGUCUUCCUUAUCUAUGAGCAGAAAUGUGAACUGAAAUUCGAUGAGAAACGUUUGCCCAACAAUAGUGGAGACGAUCGUGGUGGUUUUAAGAUUGCCAAAUUCGCUGAGAAAUAUAAUUUGGGGGAUCCAAUUGCCGCCAAUCUUUAUCAGGCUGAAUUUGAUGAUUAUGUACCGAUUCUUUAUAAGCAAUUAGGUGCCUAAUUUAACCAUUAUUAUAUCUUUAUAUAUACAUAUGUGUAAAUCCUAUAAAGGGCAUUUCUAGCUAGAAAAAAAACUGCAAAUUAACUAAA
This is a messenger RNA of Drosophila willistoni, 982 nucleotides long. Its product is annotated as phosphatidylethanolamine-binding protein 1. Bases 123 to 893 code for a protein of 256 amino acids. The transcript is spliced from 2 exons. NCBI's taxonomy places the organism in Eukaryota, Metazoa, Arthropoda, Insecta, Diptera, Drosophilidae. The record is from RefSeq and is a predicted model, not a curated record.